Striga asiatica is the source of this 1110-nucleotide messenger RNA. NCBI's taxonomy places the organism in Eukaryota, Viridiplantae, Streptophyta, Magnoliopsida, Lamiales, Orobanchaceae. The record is from the annotation of a GenBank genome assembly.
AUGGGAGUUCUGUCGACCAAUUUUUUGGGCAACGCCAAAUCCAAACUCAGGUAUCUUUCGUCAACCUUAUAUUCGACUGCGUCUCAUGUUAAAUCCCAGGCACAUGUCCCUCGGGGUUUUGCGGUCGAUCCCAACAACAACGAUGGCAAAAUCCGGUUUCUGUUCAUGUACUUUGUCAAGAAUAUCAGGUAUUCUUCAGUAAUUUCUGCUGAAACCUCGUGGAAAGUUGAUGAACUUCGCUCGAAGAAAUUCGUUCGGUUCACGGCCAAAAGUUCCAAACCCCCACCCGAGGUUUUGGAGUAUGAUAUUGCCGCCAGUAUCGACGACCUGAUGUUGGUGUGGAGCUGGGCGCGUCUACGCCGGAGGAGAAACGAUAUUCUUUGGAACCCCACUAACGAUGAGAUAAAGCUCAUUUCUCUUCCCCCCGACUUCGAUCCUUUUUUUGUAGAUCUGUUAGUUGGCUUGGGGUUUGAUCCCGCCAAGCCUCAUGGCUAUAAGAUGGUCAAGAUUCUCAUAGACCACUGUGAAUUCAAAGCACCUCCAGAGUUCAGAGCAGCGCUUUACUCACUCGAAAACGAUUCUUGGAGGAAAAUAGCGUAUCCUUACCAGGAGCAGGGCAUACCAACUGCACGGGCAUCCAUUCGUGUAGGCGGCUCUUAUUACUGGGGACUAAGUUCCAUGCCUCGUUCGAUCAUCUCGUUCGAUUUUGCCAGUGAAAAGUUUUCGCCUAGCCCAAUUCCUUUCCCGGGCAAGAUUAGAUAUGAAACAGCCGAUUAUCUUCUUGUUGAAUUUGAUGGCUCUCUUGCUAUUCUUCUUCUGACCAAUGUCUCGAAUAAUGCCCAAGAGCCUUAUUCCACUUUCGAAAUUUGGGUGUGGAAUGAUGAGUCAUGGUCUCUAAAGUCCGAAUUCAAGAUCCCUGUUGCCAUUGAUCAUGUGGUGGGCCUCUUUGGGAAUAAUAAAUUGUUUGUCCAGGACAUCACAGGCAAGGUGUUGCUUUUCGAUGUUGCAGAGCCCAGAUUGGUUGACAUCACAGGCAUCUGUGCUGAUUCUAAGGCAGUUUGGAUUCUUCCGUAUGUUGAGAGUCCUGUUCCACUCAAUGCAUCAGAAUAA